Penicillium verrucosum is the source of this 339-nucleotide messenger RNA. RefSeq lists its product as uncharacterized. Lineage: Eukaryota; Fungi; Ascomycota; Eurotiomycetes; Eurotiales; Aspergillaceae. The record is from RefSeq and is a predicted model, not a curated record. The transcript has a single exon. Bases 1 to 339 code for a protein of 112 amino acids.
AUGAAGCCUCCAUCCGUCCAAAUUGUGACGGCAACAAAGAUCGUCUCCAAGGCCCUCGCUCGCGCAACAGUAGUCGAACCACCGCCACAGCAAGAGCCCGACAAGACCUACGGAGAUUUUUCCAAGCGCCUUGAUAGGACACUCGCGGGAUUUGAAAAGGUCGAUCCAGCUAAGAUCGCCAUCAAGGAAGGACAAUCUUUUAAGGCUCCGAUUGGAAGGAAUGUGUUCGAUUUCACGCUAGAGGAUUAUUCGGCGCGAUUUUUGAUCCCUAAUUUCUACUUUCAGGUGGUGACGACGUAUGAAACCUUGAGGGCGAAAGGUGUGCAAAUAGGAAGGUAG